Octodon degus (degu) is the source of this 918-nucleotide messenger RNA. Its product is annotated as olfactory receptor 4A15-like. The transcript has a single exon. The record is from RefSeq and is a predicted model, not a curated record. The coding region runs from base 1 to 918 and encodes 305 amino acids. Gene Ontology annotation, molecular function: G protein-coupled receptor activity; olfactory receptor activity. Lineage: Eukaryota; Metazoa; Chordata; Mammalia; Rodentia; Octodontidae. Gene Ontology annotation, biological process: G protein-coupled receptor signaling pathway. Gene Ontology annotation, cellular component: membrane.
AUGGAGCAAAGGAACAAUGUGACUGAGUUUGUGCUUUUGGGACUCACUCAGAACCUCCAGGGUCAGAAAAUAUUAUUUGCUGUGUUCCUACUGAUAUACAUAGUGACGAUCGCAGGCAAUCUACUCAUUGUUCUGACCGUGGUGCUGAGCCCAUCCUUGGAUGCCCCAAUGUUCACCUUUCUUGGCUACUUAUCAUUUAUGGAUGCUGUUUAUUCCACUACGGUUACCCCAAAGAUGAUUAAAGACCUACUCUAUGAGAAGAGAACCAUUUCCUUCAAAGCUUGCAUAACACAGCUUUUUGUAGCUCACUUAUUCGGUGGUGUUGACAUAAUACUCCUUGUUGUCAUGGCCUAUGACCGCUACGUGGCCAUCUUCAAACCCUUGCACUAUCUAACUAUCAUGAACCAACAACGGUGUGCUCUGCUGCUGCUGCUGACCUGGGUUGGGGGUCUCCUGCAUGCUACCCCACAUGUACUUUUUGUUUACAAUCUUCCUUUCUGUGGCCCCAAUGUCAUGGACCACUUUGUCUGUGAUAUGUACCCCUUAAUAAAACUCGCCUGCACAGACACCUAUGUAGUCAGCCUCACUGUGUUAGCUGAUGACGGGGUGAUCUCUGUGGCCAUCUUUACAAUCUUGCUGGUCUCCUAUGGGGUCAUUUUGCACUCCCUGAAGAACUUGAGUCAGGAAGGGAGGCGCAAGGCCUUAUCCACCUGUAGUUCUCACAUCACUGUGGUCAUCCUCUUCUUUGUUCCUUGCAUUUUUAUUUACGUGAGGCCUCCCUCUACAUUACCCAUUGAUAAAGCCUUGACUUUGUUUUACACGGUUAUCACGCCUAUGCUGAACCCCCUCAUCUAUACUCUAAGAAAUGCAGAGAUAAAAAGUGCCAUGAGGAAGCUCUGGACUAGGAAACAAAAUUGA